GAGGGGGGGGGGUGGGGGGGAUAAGUAGAUGAUGAGCAGGAGUGACCGCAGCAGAUGUUGACUGUCCUCCGUCAGCCAAGCAAACAUGUUUGACAUACAGCAACACACACACACACACACACACAGAUGGAAACAGAGAAAGAGAAAAGAAAAGAAAAAAAUUAUAAAAAUGAUAAAAAAAAAAGAAAAGUGAUUGAAGUCAGUUACAGUCCCUCCUCUUUUCACUUUUCAUUUUUUCCCGUCUCUCGUCUCCUUCCAGGCUUUUUUCCUCUGGGGAUGAUGGGAGAUGCAGCUGGAUAACCCCCCCCCCCCCCACACACACACACACACACACUCUCUCUCUCUCUCUCACUCACUCACACUCUCUCUCUCUCCCCCUCUCUCUGUCUAUCUGGCACUGACGAGAGGUAAACAAAGGAGAUCUCAUUUGGUUCCUGAACUGUUGCAGCGCUGAGUGCAGCCACACACACACACACACACACACACACACACUCUCUCACUUCAUUUCUCUCAUACACACACACACACACACACGUACACGCACACAGCUCACAGUGGUAUUGGCAGGCGAAGAUCCUAGCAGUCCUGGACCGGUCUGCACUCACACCUGCCAGCACUGACAGGGCAGUGCUCACAGAAGAAGAGAAGAGGAAAAAGAAGAGGAAGAAGAAGAAGAAGAAGUCGAGGUGAUACGAGAGGAGGAGGGAAAAAGAGGGUGAAAGAGGAGCGUGUCGUUCUGUGUUUUUGUUGAAUCCCCUGGAUCGAGCCCACGGCUGAUGAUGGAGAACACAUGAGGAGGAGAGGAAGCUGCGGGGACACGCGGGGGAAAAGAUGCUGCUGAGUAAAGUUUGUGGAUAUUUCUAGAGGGGAUUUUUAGCCCUUGAACUUUUGGGGAAGAAUCGGUGCGGAGGGUCGACUGUGUGCAGACUGCAGAGAGAGAAAAGGUGAGUUCAGUGAUUUUUUUCAGCAGAAAAGUCUCAAUGAGUUUCUGUUUUAUUGGUGCUCCCUCAAAACUAAAAGGAAUAUAUAUAUAAGCUCUUAUUUUGAAGGUAAGAGCAUUUUCAUGAAUCUCACUUCGAAGGCAAAAAAAUCAACUACCAGUAAUUUCUCUGUAGCUGAUACUAAACAUUUAAUUUGCCUGAAGCUUCUGGUUUCAACAGUGAUGCUCACGGUCUCCAAUAGCGAUUCUGAGUGACCUGUUUAAAACGUCCUCUGCCCUCUUUCCAUCAUUGAUUCUAUAAGUACGUAAAGAUCAAUAGAAACAUCAUCUGUUUAACAUUCAGGAUAAAAUCUAUUUUUUUUUCCUGAGUCUUUAUAGGAACCUGCUGCGAAUCGCUUUGUCUGCGAGUUAUUGUUGUCGCUGGUUUCGCUGUCUCUGCAAAAAGGCAACUUCAUGAACACUGAGAGCCCGAUGACGGAUUCCCCGUUUGUUCUGGUGUUGAUAAGUUUGUGGUGCGUAACGGGAUCUAACGCGCUCGUCUCCUUCCUGUUCAAAGCCUGCAGGUGGGACAUUGGACAGAAGGGCUUUCCCAGCAGCAUGGCAGCCACCAACCCUUCCUCCUGCCGCCUUUUCCUCUUCGUCUGCUUCUCCUUCCUCGUCAGUCAGCCCGCCCUCACCCAGGACCCAUCUGUCACCACGAUGACAGUAACCAAAGGCGACCAGUUCAUCGUCCCCACCACGCUGGGCAACCAGACGACCCCCAACUACGUGGAGACGACCCAAAACACCCCCCUAGAGACGGGAUUGUCCACUCCCACAAGUGGUGGAGACGCAGACGACGAGGAUGUCCCUCCAUCUGGCGGGACCCGUUGCCAGGGUUACUAUGACGUGAUGGGUCAGUGGGACCCGCCGUUCAACUGCAACGCCGGCGUCUUUCUGUACUGCUGCGGCACCUGCUUCUACCGCUUCUGCUGCCAGUUCCGCCAGCAGCGGCUGGACCAGAGCAUCUGCUCCAACUACGACACGCCCAUCUGGGCCAACACCGGCAAGCCCGUGGCCACCAUCACAGAGGGGCAGGAGGACCAGGAGCGGGACCGCACGCACCUCAUCGUCUACAUCAUCUGUGGAGUGGUGGCCAUCAUGGUGCUGGUCGGCAUCUUCACCAAACUGGGCCUGGAGAAGAGCCGCGGAGGAAGCGGAGGAGGGGGAGGAGGAGGAGGAGGAGGAGGAGGAGGAGCAGCAGGGUCGGCGCACUCUGACCUCAACUCUAGGACACUGACGGACCUGCUGAAGCAGCAGGGUGGUGAGGUGAGCUCGGUGGAGAACACCACGGCCAGUUCACCCAGCAGAGGGAGAGCCAACGGCAUCUCCGCCAGGAUGCUGCGCAGCAGGAGUGAAAAUUAUCAUCUGAAUAACUCCGCUUACGGGCCGUUUGGACAAGGGCUUCCACACCCGCACAGCAACCACAGCACAGUGGGACUGAACAAGUACACCUCCCUGAAAGCUGUGGCCGACAGUGCAUCUAGUAGCUACUACAAGAGCUUCCCGCUCAUGGACUUCUCCCAGUACCAGCCUGUGGCACCUCCUGCUUUCCAGUCUGUACCAGUGCAGCCCAAAGAGAAGUCCUACAUCCACCAGCCCCUGCCAGCACACCACGACCUCCACGCCCCCCUCUCCAUCUCCAUCCCUUCCAGCCAUCUGGAGCACCAGCGCCUCCCCAAGACCACCACCCACCCGCUCCUCUCCAGCUCGGCCUUCAAGGCGUGGGAGCCAACUGGCCGCCACGUGCACAGGCAGAUCUCCGCCCCGGGGCACAGCUCCUCCUCUAUGCACGGCUCCUCCUCUAUGCACGGCUCCUCUUCUAUGCAUGGCUCCUCCUCUAUGCACGGCUCCUCCUCUAUGCACGGCUCCUCCCGAAGACACGGCUACUCGACCCGGAGGCAGCAGAGCAUAGAGAACAUGCCGGAUCUCUUUAGCCAGCCCUACGGAGCGAUGUAUGGAGCUGGAGCUGGAGCUGGAGGGGGGGCCGGGCAGGGGCAGCACGUCCAUGUGCAACACCCACCUCAACCCCCCUACUACCACCACACCAGGCAGAAGAGCUACUCCACCCACAGUACGACUGAGGUGACCGUCUGAGUGCCAGUGCCUCAGAGAGCGGCCCGCUGCAAUGUUACACACACUAACGAGAAGCUCUGGUGUUGGUUAAACGCCAGAAUUUGGGACAGUUGGCCCAACACGCGAGGAAUAUUAAAACAGGGAGACAUUCAGAUCGAGGAGAUGAAAAGAGGUGUUUUAAUAAGUGGAAUUAAGGAGAGCAGAGAACAGUGUAGCAGAACCACCACUCUUACAGAUUAAUGGACUCAGGUAGUAAAGGUGAUUAUAGGCCCCAGCAAAGGGUCUCGUACAUUGAUCAUACAAAGUAUAUAGAUUCUACCAGAAAGGAAAUCUAUCAAGGUUGCUUAAAAACCACUCUCAGGCUCCUACAGGUCACACAGCCUUCACAGAUUCCCAGCCACCACAGUUUUGUUGUACAGGCCUUAAAAGGAACACGGAUAGGAGAACAAAACAACAACAACAAAAAAUCUUACUAGCACCAGCUCUUAAAGCAGGGAGCAAGCUGGUUUUUACCUGUGAUGAUUUUACAUGUUGGUUUCAGGUCAGAUUUGGCCGUUUGUGUUAGCCAAGAAACUCUGGUUGAGCUUAGGGACAGUAGGUGAUUCGGUACAUGGGGCUGAAAAAAUAACAAAGAGAUAUUCGGCGUAUAAACACGCAGCUGUUGUCACUCACUGCAUCUGAUGUAAAUGUGGUUCAUAACCUUUAAGUUCUACUUCUGUGGUUCACAUACAGGCUGAAGACUUAGACCUCAGGAACUAUUCACUCAAAUUUGAAGGUACACUGAAUUUAUUUAUUUGUUUAUUUUAACUUUUAUUUCACCUUUGUAGGCACUGCAAUGAGGAAAAAACAUGUCCGUCCGCACCCACCCACGGCCCCCUACACAUAAAGGAAUAUUUUUGGUUAAUACACUUGCAGGCUUUCUUAAGGGAGUUAGACGAAAAGGUCGAUUUAGCAGCCAAUUAGCUUAGCAUUAUGUAUUGUAUUGUAUGCUACUUUUAGACAGAGCUAGGCUGGCUUCUCCUUAUGCUAGCUAGGUCGCUCGCUGGCUAUAGCUUCAUAUUUAGCAUACGGUCUGAUUUAGGUACUUCUUUAAGAAAGUGAGUAAGCAUUUUUUAUUUUAUUUUUUUUCCGGAAAAUGUCAAACUGUUCCUUGAAGCCACGCUGAUUAAAUCACAACUGUAAGUAACAACAGGCACAUUAGCAAGUUAAUUAGAGCAGAAAUUCAAUAGAAAAAUGAAGUUUAAAGGUCAUAUACUGUAUCUCCAUGGAGAACCCUGAAUUAAUAAUGCAGCUUUUUCAUUUUGCACUAAAAUUCUCUGCAGUGGUGGUUGUCCUUCGCAGCUUCAGUUGGUUGGGUGUUUUAUUUUUUCUGCAUAAAAUUGGAUUUGGAAGCAAAAAAAAUUCAGCACCAAGACUUUUGAUUAAUUGGAGAUUGCUGAUUCCAAAAUUGUUCCUUCUGUAAUAACUGGAUCAGAGAAAAUUCAUCAAAGCACCAAAAUUUAGAUUAAAUUUCAAAGAUUUAGUAAUUAAGUCAGAUAAGCUCCAUGCAAUCUAUGUCACAUACUAACAUUGUAAUCAUAAACCAUCUAAAAAGGCAUUUCCAGGCCUUUUUGAGACGUUCUUCGAUAAGUUUCCACCUGUUCUUCUUGUAAAAACACCUCUACUCUGUUGCAUCUCUCAGUCUACCUCCAUGUACAGCUGCUCGCUCCCUCGUUUCCUUUCUGUCCCCUCUCGGCCUCUCUCAUCCUCAUUCCACGAUGGAAGCGCUUUGCAUUCUGUGCCAUGAGGCCAAGCAUACAGGGACAGCAUCCCCGCGGUUACAUUAACUCAACGGUGAGGACAAUGCCACCAUCACGUCAGCUCCCAUCAGCCUCCAUCCCAACCGGAGAGAUGGAGAGGAGGAAAGAGAGGGACAGCAGAGGCGCCAGAGGCUGGGACUCUUUAGAAAAAGAAGAGAAAGGGAGGAGAGAGAAGAGAAAAAUAGAAAAACAAACGUACAUGGACGCGUGCUUUCCUUCCUCGGGGGAAGGAAAGGGUAGGAGUCACUGUGGAUCUGGGUCUCUCACUACUGAACUGUCUGGGUCAUAACUCAGAGUGUGUGGACGCCUGUGUGUAAUUUUCUACCCUCAGGCACCAUUACAGGGGAAUUCGCCGAGGCAUUUCCAGACCUGGAGCAUUAGACACUUCUCGUUUCGUCUCUGGAGGCUGGACAGCAAAGGACACUGUGCAGAGCCGCGGCUGCUGCUACGAACGAGGAACAGUUAAUGCAACGUUUCCGCCGUACGUGGCAGUGAAGGUUCAAGUCUGCAACAACCUCAGGAACUGCACGAUGAAGUGAACUGUUGACGACGAUUGCGCGUGUCCAGAAAGACUUCCAAUAGGUUCUGUAAUAAUAUUUGUGCUGAGAGGAUUUUUAUGACGCCAUACUUUUUAUUUGGUUAAAGUGUGAAGUGGUUCUGUAGCAUACAAUAUUAACAGCGCUGCUAUACGAGCUCUAACCAAGACCACCUCCUCUUUGCAGCUAAUAUAACCAGCAUCAAACACAUUCAGGCUUCAGCAAAGUAGCAAGUCUCUCUUUCACUGACAUCACAUAAAAAGACCAUAUUUUUUAGCAAAUCAAAUUCUGGUAACAGCUUUGGAGACUUCUCCGCCCACAUCAGAAGAUGAAUCAGACCCUAAGAGCGAUUGAUAUGCAAAAGGUUUUUUUUUCCCCAACCAGCAGAAAGUGAGUAAUUUUCACAGAAAAACACUGGACUCAACCUUAAGUUAAAAAAGUACAGUUGUUCUGAGAAACAAGAGCUGCAGGGUGAAACUCCCUGACUUUAUGUUGCAUGUUAAAAAACGCACAAAAUCUGGAGGCAUCAUCCACGACCUUCAUGGCAACAAGUGAGAACACUGUAACAUUAAAAUCUUCCUUUUCAAGCCUG
This is a messenger RNA of Seriola aureovittata, 5982 nucleotides long. RefSeq names its product shisa family member 8b (gene shisa8b). Gene Ontology annotation, cellular component: postsynaptic membrane; dendritic spine membrane; AMPA glutamate receptor complex. Gene Ontology annotation, biological process: regulation of short-term neuronal synaptic plasticity; regulation of AMPA receptor activity. The transcript is spliced from 4 exons. NCBI's taxonomy places the organism in Eukaryota, Metazoa, Chordata, Actinopteri, Carangiformes, Carangidae. Bases 1394 to 3076 code for a protein of 560 amino acids. The record is from RefSeq and is a predicted model, not a curated record.